Molecule: messenger RNA, 2109 nt
Organism: Phanerochaete carnosa HHB-10118-sp
Lineage: Eukaryota; Fungi; Basidiomycota; Agaricomycetes; Polyporales; Phanerochaetaceae
Exons: 5
Coding region: 220-1203 (327 amino acids)
Source: RefSeq, a predicted model, not a curated record
UCGAUUAGUUUUGUUGGCAAGCUGCUUGCGCCGCUGACUCCUCGACGCGGCUCCGAUGAUUCUUCUCUGAACUUCGUUUUUGAGGCGGCAUCCACACUUUUCCCGAGCACCCUAGGUAUAGGAACUGGAAAGGAGAGCUCAGGACCCCCCAGAAUUGACGACCUUGUCACUGUGGCGGCUGAACAAGAUGCUACGCCGGGAACGCUCGAGGAGCCUCAAAUGAACGCGAAGAAGAAAUCUCUCAUACAUGCGAUGAAGAAGGCAGGAUCUAGGGCUGCGAGGAAGUUGGCAUCGAGGAGCUGGGGCAGGCACCAUUCCCGCCUGACCAGUGCCGCAGAUGUCCAAGCCGUCUUCGACGAACCUACCCCCAAGCCAGCUAUCAGCCAUGCCUCCGAGAGUAACUGUGACCAAACAUCCACUGGCGCCAACGUCGCAAUGGAAGAGGUCUCAAACGGUUCUACAGAUUCUCUGACGGCGGUACACGGCUCACCUGAGACCAAGUGCUUUGAGUCACCCCCGAUCCUCUGCGCUCGAGACUCCGUUCUCGUCGCUAGGUGUCAAGAAACUCGAGUUCGACUGCCACUUGACGAAGGCUUUCCCCCGAUGCGGUUCACCGUCUUCCGAUUCUGCCUUCAGAUGCUACUGUUCAUCCCUUACGUGGUGCUUGUUGGUUUCCUCCCGUUCCUGGCGCCCACAUGCCUCUCGCGCGUUACCUUCAAUUCCUUCCUUCGCUUCACCAUCCGACCUGCAGAACCGAUGGAGGUCUUCGCCCAGUACUCGCGCCAGCUUCCCUGGCACGUCGGUGUCGCCCUCGGCCUGCUGUUCGUCGCCACCAGGGCCCUUGGAAAGGCGUAUCCUGGCCUUGCGGUCGCGCUCAUGGCCGCCCUGAUCGGUCGUACGAUGUGGGCCUGGGGCGACUUUGACUCGACACUUGACGUGGGUGACGCAUGUUUGGGAAUCGACGACCGGGCGACGAUCUGGUGGCUGCUCAGGGGAUUUGUGCUCGGGGAUCUGGUCUGCUCGAUGGACGACUUCCGCAAGUGGUAUGUGGACGAAAAGGACAUUGACAGUGGCGAGGAGGACGGCGAGAUGGAAACGCUCGAGCGGAAAGACAGCUCCGGCAAGAUUGACUUCGGUAUCCGGCUAAGGAAUAGGCCGCAGGAGUGUUUCCGAAUUGUGGCAGACUGCGAGGAGUCCUUCUAGAUAUCCCCUUUGAACCAAGCGGGACUUGUGCGGGCACUCUGUCCACCACGCUACCUGGCCUCUGUUCAUCUUACCAAUACCAAGUUGUUCCGCCCUGUGCUCUCAUGUUUUUGCUGAACCUUUUCAAGUCGGUGGUGGUGGAUGUCUAACGCACGAUCGCCUCUCCAGUCCCCCGGGAGGAGUGUCGCCAUUUGCGGAUUCGGAAAUAUCAGGGGCAUGCAGAGUGCUCUGACGGUGUAGUCGGAUUCUAUAACGAGCUGUUGUAAAGGUUUCUAGUAUCACCGACGAGGCAACUGGAGGACGCUAAGCGCAUCAUGAGGACCUACGUCUCGAUCGAAGAGUCCAUGUGUGACGAAGAUGAAACGCCGUCAAGCACGUUGAUUCCGAGUGAUGCAGACUGGCCAAGAGCAGCACUGCUGUACUCCUGUACCAGCGUAGCGUCUCUCGACGCGUUAGACCCUCUGUCUUCGCCAUGGACCCCAAGCUGACGUUUCUCCUCCUCUCGCAGACGAUCGUGAGCCCGCCACUCCCGCAAAGCGAGAACUGGAGGGAGGAGCGUACGUCGGGACGGACCAAUGGGCGUCUCUCAUUUGAAGAGCAAAAUAUGUUUCUUCCGUUGAAGGUCUCACGGACAACGUGUUAACAGAUAGCGUCGGCUUUCCUGAUGUGCGACUGUGGUUGACAGGUAGUAAUGGUAUGUGAUUAGGCAAAGGCAUAUAUCCAUAUCUGACGUAGAUUUUCAACAUUUCCGUCGUUGCCGGAACGCAGACUUCCAGCUUGCAACUUAGCCCCACGCGAGAUCUCCCAGACAACUUAUCUAAUCAGCCGACGAUCGACUUUGAUAGCAUUGCUGAGCGCCAAUCUGAUCAAGGCUCCAGAUCCGGCGAUGACAUGACCGACCGCGCA